CAGUUUCGUAGGUCGUUUUAAACGCGUGCCGGUCUGGACCAAUCAGAACGCUCUCGUGGUGAGCUAGCGCGAGGCUUGUGUGCAGCCUUCUGUCGUGAAGAAGCGCGUAGCCAUAGUGCGACCUGAGAGACCAUAUCGUUCAGCAAGAUACCUCUGAGUGUUCUCUUUUUCUAAAGUUAAGUCAUCCAGCCUCCAGGAUGGCAAAAGGUGACCCAGCAAAGCCAAAAGGCAAAAUGUCUGCUUAUGCCUACUUUGUGAAGACCUGUCGUGAGGAGCACAACAAGAAGAACCCUGGGGUUUCUGUGAAUUUUUCAGAAUUCUCCAAGAAGUGUUCAGAGAGAUGGAAAGUUAUGUCUCCAAAAGAGAAGACUAAGUUUGAAGAGAUGGCCAAGCAGGAUAAGGUUCGAUAUGACCAAGAAAUGAUGACCUACAAUCCUGGCAAAAGGGGCAGAAAAAUGAAGAAGGACCCCUGUGCACCAAGGAGGCCACCGUCUGGAUUUUUCCUGUUCUGCUCUGAGCACAGGCCCGGUAUCAAAGCCCAGCAUCCCAGCAUGGGCAUCGGUGAUGUGGCAAAGAAGCUUGGUGAGAUGUGGAACAAUCUAUCGGACUCUGAGAAGCAACCCUUCCUUUCAAAAGCCAACAAACUCAAGGACAAAUACCAGAAGGAUAUGGCAGAUUACAAGAGCAAGGGGAAAGUGGGUGGUGGGAUGUCUGCAAGCAAAGCAAAAUCUAGGGAUGAUGAUGACGAUGAAGAUGACGAGGAGGAGGAGGAUGAUGAAGAGGAUGAUGAUGAGGAUGAUGACUGAAGGGCUUGAUGUCCUUAAUCUGACACUAGGGGUGUUGCAAUCAUCACUGCCAGUGUGAAUUGAAAUGAGUCAGUGUAUUUGGCACCCAUGGAGAAGCCCAACUUCUGUAAGCUUAGACUAAAUGUUUCCCUUUUACAGAAGAUCUGGAUUUGCAGUAUGCUUUUGUUCAUGCUACCCCAAAGUUUUUCAAAGAAGGGGGACAAUGUUUGCUAUUUAGCCAUAAACUUCUGGUAGCACAAGGAUACAUGCAUGUUUUAAAGUUGUUUAAGGUUGUUUUGAUUCAUCUUAGAACAUUUUUAUUUUUCUAUUCUCCCAGCUUCAAGUUGUACAGUUUCUUUGGCAGAACGAUGUAGCAAAAAGCAAGCUUUUGUUGGCAGUUUCUGGAGGUUGUUUUAUGCUCAGCCACUGUAUGUAGGGUCUGAUUUUUGGGUAAAUGCACUGAACCAUUUGCAGGGUUUAUUAUUAUUUUGUCCCCCCACCUGUUCAAAGUGGUCAUAAACUACUAUCUGGUUAAAGCCCUUAUUUGUGCCGUUUUUUAUGCAUAGGUAAAACUGUUAUUUAAAAUGACAUGUUUUAGAUCUAGGAGUUGUAACAUUUAUUUUUAUUAAAUGUUCUGUGAUUUUGUUUUGGAUUAUAAUUGCAUAUUCUUAUUCAUAAUUUGUUGCUGGUGUAUGAAUAUUAAUGGGAAUAAAGUGGUCAACAUGAA
Molecule: messenger RNA, 1512 nt
Organism: Silurus meridionalis
Lineage: Eukaryota; Metazoa; Chordata; Actinopteri; Siluriformes; Siluridae
Gene: hmgb3b
Product: high mobility group box 3b
Exons: 5
Coding region: 198-806 (202 amino acids)
Biological process (GO): regulation of transcription by RNA polymerase II
Molecular function (GO): DNA binding, bending
Source: RefSeq, a predicted model, not a curated record